CCGGCCGCCGGCCGCGAGGUGCGCGCCCCCGACGGCUCGCUGCUGUACCGGCUGCCGGGGGGCCAGGGCGGGCCGGGGCCCGGCGCGCAAUAAACGGCUGGAACGGACCCGCCUCCGCCGCGUGCUUCCGCCGCGCCGGCCAUGGGCUCCGAGGCGGCGCGGCUGCUGGAGGCGGCCGACUUCGCGGCCAGGAAGCACAAGGAGCAGCGGCGGAAGGACCCCGAGGGCACCCCCUACAUCAACCACCCCAUCGGCGUAGCCAGGAUCUUGGCCCACGAGGCUGGCGUGACGGACAUUGUCGUGCUGCAGGCCGCCCUCCUGCACGACACGGUGGAGGACACGGACACCACCUUCUCCGAGAUCGAGGAGCGGUUCGGGGAGGAGGUCAGGCGCGUCGUGGAGGAGGUGACGGAUGACAAGACUCUGCCCAAAGCAGAGCGAAAGCGCCUGCAGGUCGAACACGCGCCCGGCAGCAGCCCCCGGGCCAAGCUGGUCAAGCUGGCGGACAAGCUGUACAACCUGCGGGACCUGAACCGCUGCACCCCGCAAGGGUGGUCGUCGCAGCGUGUGGAGGAGUACUUCCGGUGGGCGGCGCGGGUGGUGGCCGGCCUGCGCGGGACGAGCGCGCCGCUGGAGGCGGAGCUGCAGCGGCUCUUCGAGGAGCGCGGCUUAGCCCUGUGACCGUCGGGACCACCGGGGACCGGGAGGGGCGGGCAUGGCGGGCGCGGCGGCCAAUAAACGUGCGCAGAGCUGAGCGUC
Messenger RNA from Phalacrocorax carbo (great cormorant), 759 nucleotides. The record is from RefSeq and is a predicted model, not a curated record. NCBI's taxonomy places the organism in Eukaryota, Metazoa, Chordata, Aves, Suliformes, Phalacrocoracidae.